This is a messenger RNA of Sapajus apella (tufted capuchin), 3158 nucleotides long. It is a transcript of the gene CCNB1IP1, whose product is annotated as cyclin B1 interacting protein 1. Gene Ontology annotation, biological process: reciprocal meiotic recombination. The record is from RefSeq and is a predicted model, not a curated record. Gene Ontology annotation, molecular function: ubiquitin protein ligase activity. Bases 1027 to 1860 code for a protein of 277 amino acids. The transcript is spliced from 8 exons. Gene Ontology annotation, cellular component: synaptonemal complex. Lineage: Eukaryota; Metazoa; Chordata; Mammalia; Primates; Cebidae.
GUAUGGGAAUCUUAUAAGUUCUGCAUAGGCCACCCCUUCCCCAUAGGGCGGAGGGAAGCUCAUCAGUGGGGCCACGAGCUGAGUGCGUCCUGUCACUCAAUGCCUAUGUCCCUUGGGAAGGUCUGAGACUAGGGCCAGAGGCGGCCCUAACAGGGCUCUCCCUGAGUUUCGGGGAGGUGAGUUCCCAGAGAACGGGUCUCCGCGCGAGGGUCAGACUGGGCAGGAGAUGCCGUGGACCCCGCCUUUCGGGGAGGGACCCGGCGGAUGCCUCCUUUGCCGGAGCUUGGAACAGACUCACGGCCAGCGAAGCGAGUUCAAUGGCUGAGGUGAGGUACCCCGAACGGGGACCUCAUAACCCAAUUCAGACUACUCUCCCCCGCCCUCUUUUGAAGAAAAACCGAGUGGCGGCGGUAAGGCGAGAGGUUGAAGAUGAAAUCCACUGAGGAUGAAAGGCCUGGGUCUUCGGCACCCUAUGUGCCAGUCCAGAAUUGGUCCAUCUACAGACCCCCUGAAAAUCAACUGGGCUUGGAUUUGGACAUUCUCAAUAGAAAGGGUUAAAGGCUGAUGGGACCUAAAGCCUGAGAUGAUCUUAGGUAAUUGAUAGAUCCUGUGGUUCAACUUGGUUUCUAGAUAGAAGCUGGAUUCAUGUGAUGCCAGAUAAGUAAAAUUUCAAGAGACCAAAACCAGAUCUGAGUCUCCCUGUUCCAUUCUGGACCUCUUUGGUGCUGUAAAUCCUGGAUAUACAGUAGACGAUUACUGCAUUUUAUGGUUUUGGGAUACAUGGAGGUGCCAGAUGUUCAAUUAGAGCUGUCACACCGUUUCUGGGAACUUGUGAUUUUUAGAAAGCCCGAGCGGUCCUCGGCAACUCUCCACAGCCUGGCAGGUCCCAGGAUGCUUCGGGGCAACCCCGCGCUUGCGUGCUCUGGCGUAGUUCCCUGACGCCCUCCCGCGCAGAGAAUCCUGGAAUCUUCGCUUGUGGCGCUGCGGCGGACUCUCUUUAGCUUCUGGAGACCUCACUAUCCUAUUAUGUCUUUGUGUGAAGAUAUGCUGCUUUGUAAUUAUCGAAAGUGUCGCAUCAAACUCUCUGGCUAUGCAUGGGUCACUGCCUGUUCUCACAUCUUCUGUGAUCAGCAUGGCAGUGGUGAGUUUAGUCGCUCACCAGCUAUCUGUCCUGCCUGCAACAGUACCCUUUCUGGAAAGCUAGAUAUUGUCCGCACAGAACUCAGUCCGUCAGAGGAAUAUAAAGCUAUGGUAUUGGCAGGACUGCGACCAGAGAUCGUGUUGGACAUUAGCUCCCGAGCACUGGCCUUCUGGACAUACCAGGUACAUCAGGAACGUCUCUAUCAAGAAUACAAUUUCAGCAAGGCUGAGGGCCAUCUGAAACAGAUGGAGAAGAUAUAUACUCAGCAAAUACAAAGCAAGGAUGUAGAAUUGACCUCUAUGAAAGGGGAGGUCACCUCCAUGAAGAAAGUGCUAGAAGAAUACAAAAAAAAGUUCAGUGACAUCUCUGAGAAACUUAUGGAGCGCAAUCGUCAGUAUCAAAAGCUCCAAGGCCUCUAUGAUAGCCUUAGGCUACGAAACAUCACUAUUGCUAACCAUGAAGGCACCCUUGAACCAUCCAUGAUUGCACAGUCUGGUGUUUUUGGCUUCCCAUUAGGUAACAACUCCAAGUUUCCUUUGGAUAGAUCACCUGUUCGAAAUCGGGGAGAUGGAGAUGGAGAUUUUCAGUUCAGACCAUUUUUUGUAGGUUCUCCCACAGCACCUGAACCCAGCAACAGCUUUUUUAGUUUUGCCUCUCCAAGUCGUGAAUUAGAGCACCAGCAAGUUUCUAGCAGGGCCUUCAAAGUAAAAAGAAUUUGAUCCAGUUAUGGUUUCACACACCUGUGAUCCCAGCUGCUUAGGGGGCUGAGGCUGGGAAGAUCACUUGAGCCCAGGAGUCUAAGGCUAUAGUGAUCUAAGAUCAUGCCACUGCACUCCAGCUUAAGCAACAGAAUGAGACCCUGUUUCUUAAAAAAAAAAAAAAAGUGAAAGGUAAUUUAGCCAACUUUACAGAAUGUUUCUAUGUUCACCUUCAGUGAUUUCAUUUAGCAAAUCCUUUUUCUAGAUAGAGACUCCCGAAGCCUCCCUGAGCUUUUAAGUCUCUGAAGUUGUCUUCACAUUAUCAACAUAACCAACUCAUCAGUGGGGAGUGGUUUAGAGUCUGGUCUCUUUGUUUCUAUUAUUUAAAGCAUGAGCAUUUUAUUAAUCUCAAUUCCAUUGUGAACUGCUGAAUUUUCAUCCCUAGUGAGAAGGUUACAAUAGCAUUUGUUUCAAUGGAUAACUGUUUCUUUAUGGGCGGUUUCUGACUGAGCUGUGUUGUUUAUGCCUUAAGUACCUGUGUUAUAUGCUACAUGUCACUUUGAAUUCUGCUGUUUAUACAUGUCUAUAUAUGUAAGCAUAUUAAUUUCCAGUGUUAUUUUGCUGUAUUUGCCAGUAUGUUUAUAUGAAAAUUUUGGUCUUGGAAAAUGGUGGGUGCUAUGUGGCUUGUUAUUUGGGUAUGUGUAUUUAUUUGUAUAUAUUUAUGUAUUUACCUUUAUAUUAACUUGUUUGGAGGUAUGCUUAUGUCAGUGUAUGAGAGUACAAUUUGAUACAUGUAUGUUCAGUCCCCAUUUGUAUUUAAGAAUAACUCACACUGCUAAAGUUAUUUUUUAAAGUUGAUUUUUUUGGCGUUUAUGGUUGGCCCUCUGUCCACAUGUUCUGCAUCUGCAAAUUUAGACAACCAUCUAUCAAAAAUAUUCAAGAAAAAAAAAUAAUCUAACAUAAAAAAUACAAAUUAAAAACCAAUACUGUAAAACAACUAUUUGGAUAGCAUUUACAUAGUAGGUAUUAUCAAUAAUUUAGAGGUGAUUUAAAGUAUUUGGGAGAGUCUGUAGGUUAUAUGCAAAUAUGAUGCUAUUUUAUAAAAGCGACAUGAGCGUCCAAGGAUUUUGGUAUCCAUGAGGGUUCCUGGAACCAGUCCCCCAGAGAUACCAAAGGACACUAUUUUAAAAUAAAGCUACUUCUCUACCUUUUUGUCAACUGUUGCCUUGGGUUUACUUAUUUAGGAAUGCACUUCUGCCGAAAGUUUACCAACGUGUUACUGCUCUCAAGAGACUGUAUUAAAAUAAUUUAAAAGAUUA